Messenger RNA from Dama dama (fallow deer), 789 nucleotides. RefSeq names its product olfactory receptor 5B2-like. Gene Ontology annotation, molecular function: olfactory receptor activity; odorant binding; G protein-coupled receptor activity. The transcript has 4 exons. The record is from RefSeq and is a predicted model, not a curated record. Lineage: Eukaryota; Metazoa; Chordata; Mammalia; Artiodactyla; Cervidae. Gene Ontology annotation, biological process: G protein-coupled receptor signaling pathway; sensory perception of smell. Bases 1 to 549 code for a protein of 182 amino acids. Gene Ontology annotation, cellular component: membrane.
AUGACACCCAUGGAGAACAAAACAGAAGUGACUGAAUUCAUCCUCCUAGGACUUACUGAUGCCCCAGGACUACAGGUCCCACUCUUCAUGAUGUUUACCCUCAUUUACAUUAUCACUGUAGUUGGAAAUCUGGGGAUGAUCACGUUGAUUCUGUUGGACCCUCACCUUCACACUCCUAUGUACUUUUUCCUGAGUAAUCUCUCUCUGGUGGACUUUGGUUGCUCCUCAGCAGUCACACCCAAUGUGAUAGCAGGAUUCCUCACAGGAAAUAAGGUCAUUUCUUACAAUGCAUGUGCUGCUCAGAUGUUCUUUUUUAUAGUCUUUGGCACCGGGGAAAGUUACCUCUUGGCUUCAAUGGCUUAUGACCGCUACGCAGCAGUGUGCAAGCCCCUGCGUUAUGCCACCACCAUGACAAAAAACAGGUCCAAUGUGGUCAACCACUUUUUCUGUGAUGUUCCAGCAGUCACGAUUCUUUCUUGCUCUGAUAAGCACAUCAGGAUGGACCUGGAGAUUAUCAUAUCAGAUAAAAAUCCAGGCCAGAGGAGAUAGUGGAGCCACAAACCAGAAAGAACUUGGAUUACCGUUCUACUGAGUUUCCAUAGAACAACAAACCGAACAACAUAUGAGCAAGAAAAAUCUCUGUGGUUAAGCCACUGCAAUUUUGGACUUUGCUUGUAUAACAGCAAAUAUUAUAGUAUUAUUUAUACCAACUAGCAUGAAGAGACUCCCAGAAGACAACCUGGAUGCUGCUUGCAAGAAGUGGAAGGACGUUGUGACAAGAAGCCCCAC